AAACAUAACCUUAUCUUAUCAUCAUCUGUCAUCAUAAUGUAAAAAUUAGAAAUAAAUUAAUUGAGAUAAAAACUAAAAACCAGCCGAAAAUGCACCCCUUUUAAAACCAAACCAAGCGUAAUCAACUAAAAUGCAGAUAAGCAUCGAUAUUGGUAACCAAAAACCUCACGAUGGGCCGAAAGAUUCGUUUGCUUCCAGGUAUUGUUCGAUAGCGCGUUUCCUCUACCUUGUGAUACUCCUCUUCGUGAUAACGGCCGUUUUAUAUUUAUGCAAGCACUAUUUACGAACCGUACUGUAUUGGUUAGAAAAUCAAGAUUCCAUCAUCAUAUCGUCUACGAUUAUUGUGUUAUUUGUAAUCGUGUCGUUUCCGUUAAGUGUAGGAUAUAUAGUGGUUGUGGGGGCUGCUGGUUACCUUUUUGGAAUACUAAAAGGUUUUUGUUUGUCGGUUGUUGGGGCGAACAUCGGGAUUUUAGUGGCUCAUAAUGUGAUUAAAUUGUUGGGGCAUCACCAAAAAGUGAGACGACUCAUCGAUAAUGAAACGUCCGCGGCGAUAAUGAGGGUGUUAUCGGGGCCCUCUUGUUUCAAAAUAGUGUUGUGCGCGAGAUUAACCCCGAUACCUUUCGGUUUGCAAAACGUUAUUUUCGCUUUGAGCAAUGUGAACACUCAAAUUUAUCAUUUCGCGUCGUGUAUUGGGUUGUUUGCUGGCCAAUUUAUGGGGGUUUAUGUUGGAUCGACGUUGAGGUCGAUGCAAGAUGUUUUGGAAAAUCAACAUUUUUCAACUGGGACGUAUAUUUUUGCUGGGGCGCAGCUUGUUUUAGCUGCUGGAUUAAUUGUUUGGUUUGGUGCUAAAGCUAGGAGUGAACUUUUAAAAGCACUAAAUGAAGCUGAAAGUAAAUUACCUGUUGGGGAAAAAACUACAAAGGCUGGUUUUAAUUUAGUUUGAGGUUAAGAUGUUUUUUUUGGGGAUUAUAUUUAUUAAUUUUUGGAAUGUACUUACAUUAAUUUAAGUAAAAGAUAAGACUGUCUUCAAGAAAACAAUAUAAGUAUUUUUUUGGA
Molecule: messenger RNA, 1056 nt
Organism: Onthophagus taurus
Lineage: Eukaryota; Metazoa; Arthropoda; Insecta; Coleoptera; Scarabaeidae
Source: RefSeq, a predicted model, not a curated record